CAGUGACAAACUGUUUACCAAUUUCGUCCUCCAAAAAAAAACACAGAGGGUGGGGACUGAGGAGAGAGAGAGAGAGAGAGAGAGAGAGAGACCGAGUUUUUUCUUGUGUGUUCUUCUUCAGAGAUAACACCAAGAAAUCAGAAUCAUCACACCACCUUGAAUUCUCUCUUGUUCUAGCUCUCUCUGGUUGCAAGUUUGCAAAAGAUAAGGUUUUUUUGGAGAAAACAGAGGAGGUUGGCACAGAGGAUAUAUGUCUUCUAGAUUUUAUCUGUCGACUGGAGCUCCGAAGAAGCUCUGGAAAUCAUAUCAGCCUCUCUUUUGCAUGCACAAACAGAUUUCAUCUGUUUUUUACAUGCCAUUAAGAUCACAAAGGAGUUGUUCUGGUGUGAAGUGCUUUAAGGAUUGUUUCAGAAUACAAUUUUCGAUUUCGAUUUCUGGACUCGGGUUUUUGAGGGUUUUGGGUUUUUCUUGAUACUGAGUUUUCAACUUUUGAGAGAAUUUUUGUUUUCUUUUUCUUGUUUUCGGGUAUAGGGGGUUUAGGGGUUUUAAGUUCAAAAUGCCGGGGAUGAAAACCGUAAUCUUGAAUCAACAUGUGAGCUGGAACAAAUUGAAGAAAAAGCAACCUACCGUAGAAGAGAAUGCAGGUUACGUGAAGAGAAUUCGGAUUAUAUACAAUGAUCCUGAUGCCACCGACUCUUCGAGUGAAGAUGAUGAGGAUUAUGAUAUUGAGGGAAACCUAUUUCAGCAUGGUAAGCACUUUGUUUCGGAGAUUUUGGUUGUGGAAACAGAAUGUGAAUCAUCUGCAGGGACCAAUGGAGGCAGAAUUGGUCAUAGUACGGACUUUUAUGACUCUAGGAAAAGUAAUAGAGUGCUCCCUAAGGGAGUUCGACGCAGAAAAUGGGGAAAAUAUGCAGCGGAGAUUCGAGAUCCAUUUCAAGGAAUUCGAAAAUGGCUUGGCACUUUUAAUACAGCAGAGGAGGCUGCUGCUGCUUAUCAGCAAAAGAAGCGUGAGUUUGAGACCAUACAGUCACAGCAAAGGACUAAGAGCCACUGUGAAAACAUGCCAUUAUCUGAUAAGCAUGAGUUUGAGAGUAUGCAAUUAACGGAGGGAGCCAAGCAUGAGCUUCAAAGCGUUCCUUUAUCAGAGGAGAGUCAGGAUUCAUCGUUUUGCCAUCCAUCACCAUCAUCUGUGCUUGAAAUGUCUGGUUCAGCUGCGCUUUGUAUUGGACUCGAAAGGUUGAAAGAAGAAUCUGGGGGAGAAGGCACUGUGCAGCAACCAGUUUUUGAAGAAGAGGAAUCCAUUCCAAUGUUGCCACCAUUAGAUGUCGAACAGUUGAAUUUGGGAUGCGGGGACAAUUACGUGUUUUCUAGCUUGGAUCAGUUCUUUGAUGGCAUGUGUGAUAUUGUUGAUGAUGGUAUGACAGACACAGUUGAUUAUCCCGCGUGCAAGGAUAAAAAAGACGAGGCUAUGUGUCUUCCCCCUCUCGACUUCAAUUUUGGUCAGCAGGAUUUCUCUUGGAUUGAUCAGAAACUGGAACACGGUAAGCCAUGAAGUUUUGUAGUUAGGAAUUACCAGUAGUUUAUCCAUUACAUGUUGCACAAUAAAAUGCUCAAGAAAUGUUUGAGCAGCGGGGUUUAUUGUUAUCGUUUUCUAUGUUCGGAGAGAGUUCUUGGGUUUUCACUGUGCUUUUCGGGCCGUCCAAGAUUUUUCCAACUCUCAGACUCGGAGUGGUAAUAUGUUUGAGUAAGCUAUUAUAAACUGAACCCUUGUGUACUCCUUUUCUAUUAGUAUUAACGACAGGUCAGUUUAGUCAAA
Molecule: messenger RNA, 1816 nt
Organism: Pyrus x bretschneideri (Chinese white pear)
Lineage: Eukaryota; Viridiplantae; Streptophyta; Magnoliopsida; Rosales; Rosaceae
Product: ethylene-responsive transcription factor CRF6
Exons: 3
Coding region: 557-1552 (331 amino acids)
Biological process (GO): regulation of DNA-templated transcription
Molecular function (GO): DNA binding; DNA-binding transcription factor activity
Source: RefSeq, a predicted model, not a curated record